Oreochromis niloticus (Nile tilapia) is the source of this 3885-nucleotide messenger RNA. RefSeq names its product Rho GTPase activating protein 17b (gene arhgap17b). Gene Ontology annotation, cellular component: intracellular anatomical structure; cytoplasm; cytosol. Gene Ontology annotation, molecular function: GTPase activator activity; protein binding. Gene Ontology annotation, biological process: regulation of Rac protein signal transduction; regulation of actin cytoskeleton organization; signal transduction. NCBI's taxonomy places the organism in Eukaryota, Metazoa, Chordata, Actinopteri, Cichliformes, Cichlidae. The transcript is spliced from 20 exons. The record is from RefSeq and is a predicted model, not a curated record. Bases 355 to 2820 code for a protein of 821 amino acids.
UUACAGUGCGGGAAGUAAAAGCACUUCCUCCUUCCUAUCACAGCUGUAGUAAAGAAACCAGCCAGUCUAACAGGAGCGCUGACAUUCUUGGCAAUGGGGACCGUGAAGGUCGUCCGCCGCUGUUUCUGCUCACUUCCCUGCGCGUCUUAACGGUAACGGCCGAUGUCACCGGGUUCAACCAGGAAAACUGUUCAGUUUUUGUGACUAAAAGCGGUCGGAAGUCAGGUCUUUGUAGCACAAUGGCUGCGACGUAGCGCAACUUUUUUUCUUUUUUUUUGGUGGAUGAUCGACAGCGUUCGUUGGUGCCGCAAACUUUUUACGGACUUGUAGGAAGAAGCUCACGAGACUUGCAACAUGAAGAAGCAGUUUAAUCGUAUGAAGCAACUUGCCAACCAGACUGUUGGAAGGGCUGAAAAAACUGAGGUCCUGAGCGAUGACCUCCUGCAGAUCGAGAGGCGGCUGGAGCUGGUUCGUUUGGUGUCUCACAACACGCACAAGAGGCUGGUGUUCUGUCUGCAAGGUCAGCUGGGCACAGACACAGAGAAGAGACAUAAAAAGCUGCCCUUGACCGGGCUGUCCCAGACCAUGCAGGAGGGCGGCAGUCAGCUUGGAGAAGAGAGUUUGAUUGGCAAGAUGAUGGAUGUGUGUGGCGAAGCCGAGAGCAAGUUGGCUUCUGAACUGCUGCAGCAUGAAAUGCAGAUGGAGAAAGACAUUCUGGAUCCUCUCAACCAGCUGGCAGAGGUAGAGAUUCCUAACAUACUGAAACAGAGAAAGCAGCUUGCUAAGCUGGUUCUCGAUUAUGACUCUGCAAAAACACGGUGGUUACAGGCGACCAAGUCCACCAAUCAAGCCAUGGCAGCUAAAGUUGACUCGCUCAAAGACGAGAUGGAUGAGGCACUCAAUAAAGUAGAAAUAUGCAAGGACCAGCUCUCUGCAGACUUGUACAACUUUGCUUCUAAAGAGGGAGACUAUGCACGCUAUUAUGUCAUGUUAUUAGAGACCCAGGCAGAGUACCACAGGAGGUCUCUGGCAGCUCUGGAAGCAGUUAUACCCACCAUCCAGACACAGCAAGAUUCCUGGAUAGAGAAGCCGGCGUUUGGCACGGCGCUGGAGGAGCAUCUGAAAAGGACCAACCGUGAGAUCGCUCUGCCGAUUGAGGCCUGCGUCAUGAUGCUGCUUGAGACCGGCAUGAAGGAGGAGGGUCUAUUUAGAAUUGCUGCUGGAGCUUCAAAAUUGAAAAAGUUGAAAGCAGCGCUGGACUGCUCCACCUCGCAGCUCGAGGGCUUCUACUCUGAUCCCCAUGCCGUGGCUGGAGCUCUCAAGUCCUACCUCAGGGAACUUCCUGAACCUCUAAUGACAUUUAGUCUUUACGAUGAGUGGAUACAGGCCUCCAACAUCUUAGACUCUGACAAAAGACUUCAGGCCUUGUGGGUGACGUGUGACCAUUUGCCAAAGGCCCACAAAGCCAACUUCAGGUAUCUGGUGAAGUUCUUGGCUAAACUGGCUCAGGACAGUGAUGUUAAUAAAAUGACUCCCAGCAACAUCGCAAUAGUCCUGGGGCCUAACCUGCUGUGGUCGAAGACAGAAGGGACGCUGGCAGAGAUGGCAGCAGCUACAUCUGUGCAUGUACUUGCCAUCAUUGAGCCUAUUAUCCAACACGCUGACUGGUUCUUCCCUGAAGAGGUGGACUUCAACGUGUCAGGCAUGUUCUCCUUGCCCAGCCAUCCACCGACCCCGGACCUCGAAUCUAGCCUGGACAGGAAACGCCCCGGCAGCAUGGGGCAGGACGGGGACAGUCACACCCCUCGUAAAGACAGCCCUGUUAACAAACAGCCGGAGCCCGCUCCUCGCAGAACCAGCGUCUUAAAUAGAAAGCAGUCACCACUAACCUCACCCACCUUCCAACCCCCAUUGCCCCCUCUGGAAGCCGGGACUCCUACACAGCUCGAACCCCAUCCUCCUCCUCCUCCUUCAGAGGCUGAGCAGCCUGGCUUGAGUGUUGCUGGCAGUGGUGGUGGUGGUGGUGGUGGUCUGGUUGGUGGGGUCCAGGUAGCCACAGUGCAACAUCAGGUUGUAACCCAGCUCAGCACAGAGGAGAGCAGCCCGGCCCGUGAGCACAUGUCCACCCCGCCUCCGCAGAGGAAUGGUUCAGCGGUCCAUCUCGCUGUAGGAACCCCACAUCCUCAGGGAAGCUCCAAAGGGCCUAGUCCACACAUGGUCCGCAGAGGCACCAAGAAGCAAGCCCCAGCCCCACCCAAACAGGCCAGCCCGUUUGCCUCUCAGCUCAGUAACACCCAAGCACCUGGUUCCCCACAGCACCCACCCAUCACGCCCCGUCGUGUCCACAGCAAAGAUGCCCUAAUCCAAGCUCCGAGCCAUCCACCCCCACAGCCGCCUACACCCCACCAAGCCCAGGGAGAGUCAGAGCACUCUCCCCCUAGCAGUCCCACCCCUCCUGACACUCCGCCUCACGAUGGCCUGCACUCCAACCCGCUCUUCCACUCUGGCUCUCUCCCUCGACCCUCGAGGCCACCUCCAAAACCCAAACCCCGUCCCAGCAUGCCACCGCCUCCGCAACCACAACCGACAGCAAAUGACAGCGGCAAUGGCAUGUGCAACUCGGCCUCCAAAAUCAUAACAGAAGGAGGCCUGGUUCUAAAGGGGAUUGGAAGAGCCAUCAUUCCUGAGGUGAUUGAGGACGAAGAAGGGGAAAGCUCUGCUGGUCAAGAGCCUGCCGCCACCACCACCACUACUACCACUAACACCCUCCCAGCCCUGAACCCAGACCCCAGCAUCCAGACAGAGAGCACCGCUUUUUAAAGUCUGGGCUUGACUCUUUAUGAUCAAACAUAAGACGGGGUAACUCAAAAUGAAAUCACUCCGGCUCUUCAAGCACCGCUCACAUGAUAUCAGAGUGUCGCUGGAAACGAAUGGCUGCCUUUUCCUCUGCUAUACUGACUCACACCAGAAACCUCAUCUUAAGCAAGUCGUUCAGACCACAAAGGCCCUGUCCAGCUAUCACUUUCCACAUUAGACUGCACAUUAAAUGGUUUGCUCCACAUACUGCUGGGUAUUCUCUGAUUGGACUGCAGGGCCUUGUGAGGAACAAGGCUAGCAGGGCUUUAACAUAAAACCUCAGCAAUAUCGCAGCUGGCUUCAGAAUGCUGGUAAAGUUAAUCUUUUUUUUUUAUAUUUUAAAUCUAUUACUAUUAAAUCUUCAAUUAUGCAAAUACUUCUUUAAAAAAUGUGAAUCUGGUUUUACCACAUAAACCCUUCAAUGGGCAUUCCAAAAGCACAGCUGUAAGUUUUAAACAGCUGCUACUGAUGAAUAUAUGAUGAAGCAAAAGAAAAAAAAUGUUCAGUGAGUAAAUAAAUUCCCUCAUGUCCACAGCAAUACUAUGAAGGACCAAAGGAAAUGACUGUUAGCCAAAGCAAACUGAGUUCAAAUGUUGAGCCAUUGUUAUGGUUGCUAAUGACCAAAUAUUUUAGUGUGAGUGCAAUAUAACAGUUUCUCUUCCACUGCUGUCCCAUCCCAGCGUGCACACACUGCCAUUUAUUAGUUAUUCAGGGCAGUUGUCAGUUUGAGUUUUCUUUGAUUUCCAUGGACCUGAUUCACAAAGCUGACAAAAAUAUAACUGAUUUUUUUUCUCCCGCUAAAUGUAACUGAUCAUUUUUCUAUCAAACUCAAAAGCUAUGACCAAACUCAAGCAUGUGAUUAAAAUUUGUAGAAUAUUUUUUGGUUUUUUUUACUAUGGCUCAUUAGCUUUGCCUUAUUUUCAGCUUUUUUUUUCUUUUUUGGUUGUUAAAGCAUUUUUAUGGUGGUUCUUCUGCACAAAAUGCACUGCGCAAUGCGUUUUUGAUCUAAAUAAAGAUUGUUCAACAGUU